CAAGUUGAGUCUCACACCUAAUUCCAGCAGGCAGGCAGAAAACAAGAACAAGAACUCCUGGUACACCUCAAAAGCCACUCACACACACACACACACACACUCACACUCACUAGCUGUCCAACAACACUAUCUAUCACUUUCCCCCUAUUUUUCUCCCCUCUAUUUAUUUUAUUUAUUUAAUUUUGACAAGUUUACUUGAACCAAAUCCUACAUCACAAUUCACAAACAGAAGCCUUUCCCACCACCACAUUAUCUCCCAAAAAUAUUCAUUCAUUCACUCACCACCUACACAUUCACACCCCCUUAUUUAAUUCUUUCAGAAAUAGUAUUAGUAUAUAUAUAGACUCCUAAAAAUAAAUAAAUGAAAUAGUUGUUUCUUUCUCAUAAACAAACUAUCUAGAGAGAGCUACACACCCAAACAGGGCUGGGCAGGGGCGGGGCAGAAGAGGAUCUUGAGUUUUUGAAGGAAAUAAUUUUCAAGACCCUUCAUUUUUUAUAUACAAAAAAGAAUUAAUUUUGAUUUCUCAAAUCCUCUGAUUUUCUUCCUGUUUAUCUUCACCCUUCUGUUACUCACAAGAAGAAGGGGAAUUCAGAGGUGGAAAUUAGAAGAAUUUUGGUUGUUUGGAGAUGGAUUACUGGACUCCAUCUGUCAGCGUUGAUGAUGAAUUUGAGAAGCUCGUCCUUCGAAUCAACCCUCCAAUGGUUACAGUAGAUAAUGAAUCAGAUAAGAAAGCAACUUUGAUCAAGGUAGAUAGUGCUAAUAAGAGAGGAAGUCUGUUGGAAGUGGUUCAGGUUCUUACUGACCUGAACCUAAUUGUCAAGAGAGCUUACAUUUCUUCUGACGGGGAAUGGUUUAUGGAUGUUUUUCAUGUCACUGAUCAACAUGGAAAUAAGUUAUCUGAGGGCAAUGUGGCUGAAAGUAUUCAGCAGUCUUUAGGACCGAGGGGACGAAGCUUCCGAUCUUUGAGGCGAUCUGUUGGUGUCCAGUCUGCUUUGGAACACACCACUAUCGAAUUGACCGGAAGGGACCGGCCAGGACUUCUUUCUGAAGUCUUUGCUGUUCUUGCAGACCUCAAGUGUAAUGUGGUUGCCGCUGAAGUAUGGACUCACAACUCUAGAAUGGCUUCGGUCGUCUACAUAACUGAUGAAGCGAAUGGAUCGGCAAUAGAUGACCCUGAACGACUGGCUAAGAUAAAGCAGCUGCUCUUCUAUAUAUUGAAAGGCGAUAGGGACAGGCGAAGUGCCAAUACUGCUGUUUCGGUUGGCUCCACCCACACUCAAAGGAGAUUGCAUCAAAUGAUGUACGCUGACCGAGAUUAUGAUAAGGAUGUUAUGGACUCCCCAUCAAAAAGCGACCGUUCAAAACCGCUUGUGACAGUGGAAGAUUGUGCUGCUAAAAGUUAUACUGUAGUAAGCCUUAGUUGUCCAGACAGACCUAAGCUGCUCUUUGACACUGUAUGUACAUUGACAGAUAUGCAAUACGUUGUAUAUCAUGCCACCAUCAUUGCUGAAGGUCCCGAAGCUCAGCAGGAAUAUUACAUCAGACAUAUAGAUGGGUACCCCAUUAACUCAGAACCCGAGCGGCAACGCCUAAUCCAUUGUUUGGAGGCAGCUAUACGAAGGCGAACGUCAGAGGGUAUCAGACUAGAACUAUGCGGCGAGGACAGGGUUGGCCUUCUCUCUGAUGUCACGCGCAUAUUUAGAGAGAACGGGCUUUCGGUUACUCGUGCUGAGGUGACGACAAGGAACAAUCAAGCUGUCAAUACAUUUUAUGUGACGGAUGCAUCAGGCUAUCCUGUGAAAAACGAGACAAUCGAGGCCAUCCGUAAAGAAAUAGGUAUUACAAUCCUGCGUGUAAAAGAUGAAGCGUACUCAACUUCUCCACCUCAACAGUCAGGAAAGUUCUCUUUGGGCACCUUAUUUCGGUCUAGGUCCGAGAGGUUUCUUUACAACUUAGGACUGAUUAGAUCUUGUUCAUAAGCGCCGAAAAUGGCUUAAUUAGGUUGUGUUAAAAAACAAUGCCAGUAAAUCCUUGUAUGUGUAUACAUAGGAUUAGUGGUAGGCGCGAAUUAUCGUGCAUGCUUUUGAUCAACUUAGUGUGUUGAUCACAAAUUGUGUAUCCUGUGAAAAAGCCUUGUAAAUGCUCCAGACAGAUAUGUACAUUCCCUUCCUGUUGUCUUUAUAGGUCUUUGGUGAAAACAGUGUAAAUAUUAAAAAAGUCUUUCCUGGAUCAUUUCUUUGUUUAAUUAGCUGCUAAGUACAUUGAAAAGUAAGCAUGAAUGGAUGAUACUAAUGUUUUAGGAGGCCAUGAAGAAUCUCAUGCGGAUCAAAUGGUCUCCUGAAAUACAUGUUAGUCUGUCCUCCAAAACAAAAUGAAGUGAAACAUGUAAAACGCAUCAUGAAUCAGAGGAAUAUUUUG
Oldenlandia corymbosa var. corymbosa is the source of this 2419-nucleotide messenger RNA. NCBI's taxonomy places the organism in Eukaryota, Viridiplantae, Streptophyta, Magnoliopsida, Gentianales, Rubiaceae. The record is from the annotation of a GenBank genome assembly.